AUGGAGAACCUCCCGACAGACCACUUCGUCACAAGCCUCCAGUUCACCAAGAACGUCUACCAAGAUGUCUACCCUUCCAUUGACCCCACGAAGCCGGAACUCUCACUAGCUGGCAAGGUUGUCAUCAUCACCGGUGCCAGCCGCGGCAUCGGAGCCAGGGGAAUCGCCCCGGCAUUUGCCAAGGCGGGUGCCAAAGCCAUCGUGCUCGUAGCUACCAACGCCGAGAAGCUCGCCGCGGUCGAGGCCGAGAUCAAGGCCAUCAACCCCAGCGUCCAACUCCUUUCCGUCGCAACCAACAUGGCCGACGCUGCGUCUGUGGCCAACCUGUUCGCCAAGGUCAAAGCCAACUUUGGCCACGCCGACAUCCUCGUCAACAACGCCGGCGUCAGCAACGCCAACGGAGUCAUCCACGAGCAGAACAUUGAUGAGUGGUGGUCCAACUUUGAAGUCAACACCAAAGGCACCUUCCUGCUCGCCCAAUCCUUCAUCACCUCCCUGCCCACCCCCACCACCCCCGCAACCCUCAUCAACCUGACCACAGCCGCCGCCUGGCUCGUGCUCCCCUUCAUGGUCGGCUACUCGACGAGCAAGCUAGCCAGCCAGCAACUGAUCGCGCACAUCGCGGCCGCGUACCCCAACAUAACGGCCGUGUCGCUGCACCCGGGGCUGGUCGACACCGACAUGACGCACGAGUCGUUCCGCCGCUUCGAUCUGGACACGCCCGAGCUGGUCGGGGGCGUGGCGGUGUGGCUGGCGAGUGAGAGGGCGAGGUUUCUGAGCGGGCGCGCCGUGGCGGCGCAGUGGAGCGUGGAUGAUUUGGUGGAGAGGGAGAGGGAGAUUGUGGAGGGCGGGUUGUUGCGCAUGGAGAUGAAGGGCGAGUUGGGGGUGGACCAGUUUCGGUAG
This is a messenger RNA of Chaetomium globosum CBS 148.51, 903 nucleotides long. RefSeq lists its product as uncharacterized. Gene Ontology annotation, molecular function: oxidoreductase activity, acting on the CH-OH group of donors, NAD or NADP as acceptor. The record is from RefSeq and is a predicted model, not a curated record. Lineage: Eukaryota; Fungi; Ascomycota; Sordariomycetes; Sordariales; Chaetomiaceae. The transcript has 4 exons. The coding region runs from base 1 to 903 and encodes 300 amino acids.